GUGGUUCAACAAAUGCCAGUGUGGGUUCUGUUCCCCUGGGAAAACCAUGUUCCCAUCAAGAAUCUCUCAUCUCAUGACCUAGAACCUGAAGCCUCUAUGGAUCUCUUCUUCUUUUCUGUCUAAGAAGACCAUUAUCACUCUAGAGAGAGCUAUCAUGAAAGAACAAGUGGUAUUGUCAACGCCUGUGGAGUAUAAUUAAUGGAUAUAUCCAUGAUUCUUCUUGUCGCCGACAGCAGCCAAGGUUCAGCUAUUUUUCUGGAAUGGUCACUCUGACUUGCUACUUGGCUGGCUGAUCUAAGACGCUCUGCGGAUUAUCUGAGGACUUACGAGCUAAUAAUGCUUAGGGAUUUCGUGUCCUGAAGAACUCUUUAAUCCCAUGCUUCCUGAAUCCCACUCUAAGCCAGGACCUUCUGUCACAUCCCAAGAGUUACAGGUCGUUUGAAAGCUCUGCUAAACAACCUUUCUGCUCAGCCUUUGGGGGUCCUGUGAGGUGCCCCUUAGGGCUUUCCCGGUAUCUUUGACAAGGAGGUACCUCUUUGUUGGCACUCGGCCUCUGGCGGUGCUCUGAGGGUCUUCCAUUCUGGACAAGAGCAGCAAAGCAAGCCACGCCAUGGGUGAGAUCAGCCAAGAGACGGUGGAGAAAUACCUGGAGGACAACCCUCAGUUUGCCAAGGAGUAUUUCGACCGGAAGCUGCGGGGGGAGGCGGCGGGAGAAAUGUCGCAGCCCGGCGGGGCGCAGGCGCCGGCCCGCGCGUCCUUCCGGGGCCUGACGCUGGCGGAGGAGGCGGCCCUGUGCCUGGAGCUGCUGGAGGCCUUGCGGGAGGAGGCCGGCAGCGUGGAGCUGGCGGCGGACAAGGCCCUGCGGAGGCUGGCGCGGCUGCUGCGGGCGGACCGCUGCAGCAUGUUCCUGUGCCGGGCGCGCAACGGCUCGCCCGAGGUGGCCUCCAAGCUGCUCGACGUCACCUCCACCUCCAAGUUCGAGGACAACCUGGUGGUCCCCGACAGAGAAGUUGUUUUUCCACUGGACGUCGGGAUAGUGGGUUGGGUUGCUCACACGAAGAAAACCUUCAAUGUCCCAGAUGUGAAAAAGAACAGCCAUUUUUCUGACUUCAUGGACAAACAAACCGGAUAUGUCACCAGGAACCUGCUGGCAGCCCCCAUCGUGAUGGGCAAGGAGGCUUUUGCUGUGGUUAUGGCAGUUAACAAAGUAGAUGCAUCUGAAUUUUCCAAACGGGAUGAAGAGGUCUUUUCCAGAUACCUCAACUUUGUUUCUGUCAUCCUAAAGCUUCAUCAUACCAACUACUUGUACAAUAUUGAAUCCCAAAGAAGUCAGAUCCUCAUGUGGUCAGCCAACAAAGUAUUUGAAGAGCUCACAGAUGUUGAGCGACAGUUUCACAAAGCUCUCUACACUGUUAGAACAUACCUGAACUGUGAACGCUACUCCAUUGGACUGCUGGACAUGACCAAGGAGAAGGAAUUCUAUGAUGAGUGGCCAGUCAAGCUUGUAGAAGUCGAGCCUUAUAAAGGUCCAAAGACACCAGAUGGCAGAGAAGUCAUGUUUUAUAAAAUCAUCGAUUACAUUUUACAUGGAAAAGAAGAGAUCAGAGUCAUUCCGACACCUCCUGCGGACCACUGGACUCUCAUUAGUGGGUUACCAACAUACGUUGCUGAAAAUGGAUUUAUCUGCAACAUGCUGAACGCCCCAGCGGAUGAAUACUUCACAUUUCAGAAAGGACCUGUAGAUGAGACUGGUUGGGUCAUUAAAAACGUCUUGUCCCUGCCUAUUGUCAACAAGAAAGAAGACAUCGUGGGCGUAGCUACAUUUUACAACAGGAAGGGUGGAAAGCCUUUUGAUGAGUAUGAUGAACACAUCACUGAGACUCUCACACAAUUUCUCGGAUGGUCUCUUUUAAAUACUGACACCUAUGAGAAAAUGAAUAAACUAGAAAACAGAAAGGACAUAGCCCAGGAAAUACUCAUGAACCACACCAAAGCUACUCCUGAUGAAAUCAAGUCCAUUUUGAAAUUUAAAGAGAAGUUAAAUAUAGAUGUAAUUGAAGACUGUGAAGAAAAACAACUUGUCACAAUUUUGAAAGAGGACCUACCAGACCCACAGGCCGUAGAUCUGUAUGAAUUCCGCUUCAGCGACUUCCCCAUCACAGAGCACGAACUGAUUAAGUGUGGACUUCGGCUGUUUUUUGAAAUAAAUGUGGUGGAGAAAUUCAAAGUACCUGUAGAGGUUCUCACCAGAUGGAUGUACACGGUGAGGAAGGGGUACCGUGCCAUCACUUACCACAACUGGCGAUACGGGUUCAGUGUGGGGCAGACGAUGUUCACUUUGCUGAUGACAGGAAGACUGAAGAAAUACUACACGGAUCUUGAAGCCUUUGCCAUGCUUGCUGCUGCCUUCUGCCAUGACAUUGACCACAGAGGCACCAAUAAUUUGUAUCAGAUGAAAUCCACAUCUCCAUUAGCAAGGCUUCAUGGAUCGUCCAUCUUGGAGAGGCACCACCUGGAGUACAGUAAGACUCUCCUGCAGGAUGAGAGUUUAAACAUCUUCCAGAACCUAAAUAAACGCCAGUUUGAAACAGUUACGUUUGAAGUUGCAAUAAUAGCAACUGACCUGGCUUUAUAUUUCAAGAAGAGAACCAUGUUUCAAAAACUGGUUGAUGCCUGUGAGAAAACGGAAACUGAAGAAGAGGCCAUCAAGUACGUAACCGCUGAUCCAACCAAAACAGAGGUUAUCAUGGCAAUGAUGAUGACUGCGUGUGACCUGUCAGCUAUAACCAAGCCCUGGGAGAUACAAAGUCAGGUAGCACUUAAGGUUGCAAAUGAAUUUUGGGAACAAGGAGAUCUGGAGAGAACAGUGCUGCAGCAACAACCAAUUCCUAUGAUGGACAGAAACAAAAAAGAUGAACUACCUAAACUUCAAGUUGGAUUUAUUGACUUUGUUUGUACUUUUGUAUAUAAGGAGUUCUCACGGUUUCACAAAGAAAUCAUACCUAUGCUAAAUGAUCUUCAAAACAACAGAGUGGAAUGGAAAUCCCUAGCUGAUGAGUAUGAUGCAAAGAUGAAGGUAACUGAAGAGAAGAAAAAGCAGGAAGAAGGAAAUAUGACUGAAAAAGCUGCAGAAGAUUCAGGAGGUGGUGGUGAUGACAAAAAGUCCAAAACAUGUCUAAUGCUGUAAUACAGUCUAACUGGUCUAAAUUUCAAAUAUUGUUUCUACAUUUGAAGACAACAAGAAAACAUUCAAAAGAACAUCAGCAAAUUUCAUUCAUCAAACCAUCAAGUAACAGAGUAAGAGAAUCUUCAGAAAAGCUACCCUGUGACUAGCAUGAGAAAAUAUACUGCUAGCCUAAAAGCCCUAAGGGUAAAAUAAAGUUCAACGAAAGUGCAAAAUAAGACAAAAAUAAGUGCAUUUUUGGUGCCAAUUUGUUUUAAAUUAAAAAUAAUAUAAUCCUGAAAUUCGUCACCAAUUCUUUUUUUUAAAGGUUCUUAUUAACUGUAUUCAUUUACUAGGGCUACUUACAGCAAAAUGCCCCAGACUGGGGGGCUUAAACAACAGAA
Molecule: messenger RNA, 3567 nt
Organism: Balaenoptera musculus (blue whale)
Lineage: Eukaryota; Metazoa; Chordata; Mammalia; Artiodactyla; Balaenopteridae
Gene: PDE6C
Product: phosphodiesterase 6C
Biological process (GO): signal transduction; visual perception
Molecular function (GO): protein binding; 3',5'-cyclic-nucleotide phosphodiesterase activity
Source: RefSeq, a predicted model, not a curated record